AUGCCACGUCUAGUGCAGAAUGUGCCGUUGGUUUACAAGUUGUUGUCCUGCUGGGAUAGUAAGAAACAAUGCUUUCUCAUUAAGGAUCAGAUUUUACAAUUCACUGCCGAUGAAGUUGCUAUGAUUUUAGGAUUACCAAACAGAGGAAACAACUUUGAAAUUGGUAGUGCUAGAAUAACAGGUAAAUCAGCCAAUGAUAUUAGGAAGGAGGUGAUUAGUUUGGAUGAAUCUACAAAAAUGCCCGAUGUUUUGAAGAAAUUCAUCAUUUUUUUGCUGUCAAACUUAUUUUUUCCUCUGCACAACUAUCGAACACCAGCCUCUGUCAUCAGUGUGGCUCGAAAUGUUGAGAAAUUUUUAUCGUACAAUUGGCCGGAUUCAAUCAGAGAAUUCCUUGUUGCUGACUUUAACGCCAUUGCAAAAAAGAUGAAGAAAGGACAGCCACUCGGUUACCUGAAUGGAUUUGUUCAUAUUAUAAUUGUAUUAGUUCAGAUCUGGUUUCUUGAACAUUAUACACUCCACGAACCAUUGAACUCGAAGGCAAGACCAAGGUUUCUCCGCUGGGGAUCCGAUGUAGUUUAUAACGACGCAGAUGCAUCUAGUUUAUUAGAUGGUCUUGAAGUUGGUCAUUUAUUAACUUCUUUUGAUGCUAUAACAACUGAGGAGAGGGCUUUAUUAGCAAACACUCCAAAACAGACCCCACAGACUUCACCAGACAAAGUUCCUAACAAAGAUCUCAUCUUGCACACACCUCAUGAACAUCUUCAUACACCCCCAACAUCUCCUACACCCCAGAGUCCUCUAAGGCAAAGCACCCCGCCCCCAAGCCCAGUUCGGCCGCCCCCUAGCCCAAUCAGUCCUGUUGGACCAAGCACUCAAACACCUCCUAUGUCACAUACCCAGCAGCAGCAGCAGCAGCAACAUACUCCCCCACCUGAAGGACAACAGGAAUAUAUAGGUGAUUAUGUACAGAAGCUUUUAGAUCAAAAUAGAUUUUUAAGAAGUAGGUUAAUAACCUUGGAGACAACAAUGUCUCUGAAUGAAAGAAGAAUGGAGGCUCUUGAACAUUAUGUUUUUGAGCAGAGGGAGAUGAAUAAGAGAUUGGAAGCAAUGGAGAUGUUCUUAUCUGCUAACUUCCCUUCAUUCAACUCCUCAACUGCAGCAGUUCAUGUUCAAUCUUCAUCUAGGACUAUCAGUAAUGAAAUGAAGAAGGCUGAGUGUGCAGAGGUUAUUGCUGAAUAUAUGUUUGAAGACACCCAGCCAAUAAAGGAUUUUGUUGCCAAACCUGAAACAAGCAGCUCAGGCAUAGCCAAACGUGUGAGACAUCGGGCUGACCGUAGAGCUAAGGAGGUUAAGACACCAUACACCAAGGGUGAACAUAAGAGGAAGGUGUUAAAAAAAGCUGCUGCUAGGCCCUCCCCAGUUAAGUUAGAACUUACAAAAGCUGUGAUUGAAGUUGAUAGUCAAAGAUCACCUGCACCAAGGCCAGCUCCUACCAAAAUAGAAUAUCCUGGUCGACAAAUGAUAAGCGACGAUAUGAGGAUAUUUAUCGACGCUUGCCUAGAGAAAUAUACUGAUAUGUCAGAUACAAUUUAUACUGCAGGAAACAUCCAGAUUUUUAGAAGUCAGAUCGAUGAACUAUUAACAGACCAAUAUCUGGACGACAACCACAUCGACGCCUUCGCUAGUUUGCUGGCUGAGAAAAAUAAACUUCGACCUGGCCUUUAUCAACCAUUUAUUUAUAUUUCGAGUCUGCAUUGGGUAAUGGUGUAA
Messenger RNA from Dendrobium catenatum, 1770 nucleotides. RefSeq lists its product as uncharacterized. Lineage: Eukaryota; Viridiplantae; Streptophyta; Magnoliopsida; Asparagales; Orchidaceae. The transcript is spliced from 3 exons. Bases 1 to 1770 code for a protein of 589 amino acids. The record is from RefSeq and is a predicted model, not a curated record.